Coregonus sp. 'balchen' is the source of this 26631-nucleotide messenger RNA. NCBI's taxonomy places the organism in Eukaryota, Metazoa, Chordata, Actinopteri, Salmoniformes, Salmonidae. The record is from the annotation of a GenBank genome assembly.
GUAAGAGAGGGACACAGUUCACACAAACUGCCACACACACACACACACACCAGCGAGACACUCAGUGACACUGCUUCUCCCUGAGGAUCACUCCCUGGAGCCUGUCUGUGUUAGAGGAUACCUGAACCUGAGACCAGAACACUGUGAGUAACCUACAAUGUGAUUAACAUUGAACCCUAUGUAAUGCAUGUUAUUUACAGUAUCUAUAACUAUAUUUAUUUGGCUGUGACCCCAAUGUAUAUUAUUAUUUACAGUAUCUUUAUAUAUUGCUCUGGUGGAACCCUGCUUGGGUUUUAGCUCGAUCAGAGCGAUCAGAGAUGACCUUAGAGAUCACAGAGAUUAGAUAUGACCUUAGAGAUCAGAGAUGACCUCAGAGAUCACAGAGAUCAGAGAUGACCUUAGAGAUCAGAGAUUGCUUUAGAGAUCACAGAGAUCAGAGAUCAAUUUACAGAUCACAGAGAUCAGAGAUGAACUUAGAGAUCAGAGAUGAACAUAGAGAUCACAGCGAUCACAGAGCUCAUUCUAUAUCUGCUAUGUGUGUAAAAGGUUCAUAUGACUGAGAAACAGGUAAACAGGUACACGGUGCUUGUUAAUAUAAAUUGAUGAAUAAUUUAUUCAUUUACAGCUCUGGUAGAUAAUCUAAUAACAUAAACCAAUAACAGGAUGUAGGCCUAGAUGACAGAAAAUCACAACAUGCAGUACUAUAUGGUGGGGGACGGAGAUGGUCAAGAUCUUAGUGGUAUUUGAUGGAAGUUGGAUUAGCUAGAAUUUGAUGGAAGUUGGAGUUCAACCAAAGAAGGAUGGAUGCUACUGUCUAACGACAAAUAUACCUAAAUGUACUCGACUAACCGGUGCCCCCGCACAUUGACUCGGUACCGAUACCCCCUGUAUAUAGCCUCGCUAUUGUUAUUUUUACUGCUGCUCUUUAAUUAUUUGUUAAUUUUAUUUUGUAUUAUUUUAUAUUGUCUUCUAGUUAUUGAUUUAAAGAAGACGCAGACGAUCAAUGUUUCUGCUAUGUGUCUUCUAGUUCUGGGAACUGGCCAUUGACUCAACUCUGACAGUUCAAGCAUAGAAUAUUCAGAGAAAGAGUUAAACAUUCCGCUUCAUUUAAUUCCCACAUGACCAUAACAUUGUUUCAUUGCUGUGUUUUACUUCACUACAUUCAAUCCGCAUAGCUGAAGUUAAGCUUUACAGCGUGAUUUAAAUGUAAAGGCAAUGUUCCCGCGUUAGCGGAGACUGCAUUCACGGUAAACGCUGCAUAUGUCGGCUCAAUCGGAAAAUACCUUUACAUUUCUAUCUCGGAAUCUGUAACGCUUCAGCAAUCCAGAUUGAAUAGAGCCCUUGGACUUUAAUGUCAUCAACAUUUACAAUGUCAUAUCAGCAGAUUCUGUCAUUAGUUCAAAAUGAAAGAACAGGGAGGGGUAGAGCAACAAAUAGAGAGGAGAGAGAGAGAGGGGGAGAGAGACAAAUAGAGAGGAGAGAGAGAGAGAGAGAAUUGGGGAGAGAGGGAGGGAGAGAAGGAAAACACGAAACACAGGAGAAGAUAACCUCUGGUAAACCCUUACACUGAUCAAACACUACAGAUAAACAAACCUGUGCUACUACAUCUAGGGGUGGGUGGCUUGUUUUUGUCCAGUGGGCCAUUGGAAUAACAACGAACAGGUUGUUCACCAUCUCGCUCUUCAAAUCAGCUUUCAAAUCAGUGACAGACUGAUGAUUUAAAGCUCCUGUCAUCAGCAUAUCUUUUAGACAGAGCUCAUGUGCUAUUUACAAAUCAAAUCCUUCCAAGAAGAUACAGUGCAGGGAGUUAAUGGGUCAACGGAAUGGGAAGGAUAAGGAACGCUGAGGUUACUAUUGGUCAUGACAGACCCUCUGUAUCUUUCCCCCGAUAGAGACAGAAACACAGAGAUAGAGAGAAGGGGGCAUAAGUUAAACUGAGGUUACUAUUGUUCAUGACAGACCCUCUUUAUCUUUCUCCCCUACUGUACUGCAGAGGCUAAUCAUCAGAAGACAGAGCUAAUCUACGUACAAGUCCAAUCCCCCAUAAAGACAGUACAGACAGUAUAGGGAGUCAAUGGAAAGGGAUAAGGAGUACAGUUGUAUAUUUAUUUAACCUUUAUUUAACUAGGCAUUUUUUAAAACCUUUAUUUAACGGUCCCUCUCAAUUAGAGACAAACCCUUUGAAUCUUUCCUCUACCAUGUCUCCUCCUGUACCUUUCUCUUCCAUGUCUCCUCCUGUACUUUUCUCUACCAUUUUUCCUCCUGUACCUUUCUCUACCAUAUCUCCUCCUGUACCUUUCUCUACCAUGUCUCCUCCUGUACCUUUCUCUACCAUGUCUCCUCCUGUACCUUUCUCUACCAUGUUUCCUCCUGUACCUUUCUCUACCAUGUCUCCUCCUGUACCUUUCUCUACCAUGUAUCCUCCUGUACCUUUCUCUACCAUGUCUCCUCCUGUACCUUUCUCUACCAUGUCUCCUCCUGUACCUUUCUCUACCAUGUCUCCUCCUGUACCUUCCUCUACCAUCUCCUACUGCAUGGGGUUUUCAAACUGGGGUCUGAGGCCACCUAAGGGUCCGCGGAGGCACAUUUUUGGGGGGAUAUAUUUGUUGUGGAAAAAUAUUGGUUUAGGAUGUUUUUGGUGAAAAAUAAUUAUUUUAUGAAUAUCGCUAGCUACAACAGAAUACCGUUGUGGAUGCAAUUUUUAUGUCUCUACAUCCAGUAUGAAGGAAGUUAGAGGUAGUUUCACAAGCCAACACUUACAAGCGUUAGCGCAAUGACUGGAAGUCUACAGGAACAGUUAGCAUGCUAGCUGUUCCUGUUCAUCCGACUCUGGGGAAGUAGAUAAAUGGCUUCAUUGCCAAAAUGUCUAACUAUCCCUUUAUUAUAGAGGAAAUUACAAUCAUUGGAGCUAAUUACAGGUUUUUUUUCUGUAUAGAAAAUUCUUAGACGGCCCGUCUAUUUGGUUGUUUUCGGAAUGGAAAGACAGUUUCAGUGUCAACUUACGAUCAAAACCAGACAGAAAGCAUUCAGAAAGUAUAUUGAACUAUAUAUAUAUACUGUAUGUUUUUUUUAUAAUACCUUCUUUGAGAACUAACAAUCAAAUAAAAGAUAAACAGUCCCAAAAAAAUUACAACAUUUUUAAAAAGGCAUUCAGAGCACAUGCCAAUUAGCUGUAAAACUGCAAAAUGGUCUCUCAGCUCCAUGCCAAAUUAGCACCCCCCCAAAAAAAUUUGCAGCUCAAUGGGAAAAUGUGUAGAAUAGCUUUACAACAGCAGAAGAAAUUCAGCUGCCAAGAUACCUUUCUAGCUAAUAGACUAUGUUCGAGCUUACACUUCCUCGUCCAAUGAACAGUGAGGAGGUCAAAAUAAUGAAACUGUCUACAAAAUCUAUUCAUUUUAAAACGUUGAUUACUACAGCAUAGAACUGCUAGAUAGAAUCCCAUAGGAGGUUUCUCUAUACCUUCAUAAAGACAGCCAACGUCUCUUCCUGGUUAUUUGUGCUUUAGAUAAGUGCUAUAACGUUUUAUUUUCACACGAUCCGGGGCUACAUGUACAAGGGUGUUUAUGUGUGUGUAUUGCGCUUUAAAAGCUACAGAGAUUAUAGUCAACGGGUCUGUAGAGGUGCUGUCUUCGUCCAUAGAAAUAUUCUAUUCUAUUCUAGUUCUACUUCAUUCUAUGUCUUUCUCCUUCAGGUUCCUCCAGCAGAACCCCUCCCUUCAUCUGGACCCGGAGGUGCCAUGGCAGACCUAGAAACAGACAGCAACAGACUUGGAGGCACAAUGGCCACAGAGACAGCCACCAGAUUGGUGCACCGAAACAUGAAUAACACCAAGGCUGUGGAGGGCAACAGCGCUCUCUCCAGUGGAGAGGUCACUAACCAUGGUGAGGAGUUAGUCGACACAGAGCAAUAACAGAAGCAACAAAAUAUCCUCCACAUCAUCAUCAUCCUCCUCAUCAUCACAGAUUGAUCAUAUCCUGUAUGUAAUAGAUAUGACAGCAGGCUAGCUACCAUAACUGAUGUUGUUUAUUUCUGUGUGCAGUGGAGAAGCAUGCUGAGGAUUUGAUACGGUGGAAGAAGCAUGUGGAGGUAUGUACCCUGAUGUCUCUAUUGCACCUGGAUGUCACUUACCAAGCAAAGCAAAGUACGCUGUCUAUAUGUGCCAACUUAUGGUAUGUGUGUGUGUGUGCCCUGUGCAGCGAGUGAAGAGUGAGGUGAUGGAUCAGAUGCAGGGGCAGCUCAGUGAUCUGCUAGACAAGGCCCUGACUGAAUCUGUCCAGACAUUCACACAGAACGGGAACCAUGGCAACAACCAUGUCAACAACAACCAUGUCACCAGGGACGGGACAGUCACCACCACUAACAACAACCCGCACAGGUUAGGACCUAUGGCUUUGAUAAUACUAUACUGCACUAUACUGCACUAUACUGUACUAUACUAUACUAUACUAUACUAUACUAUACUAUACUAUACUAUACUGUACUGUACUGUACUAUUCUGUACUGUACUGUACUGUACUGUACUGUACUGUACUGUACUGUACUGUACUAUUCUGUACUGUACUAUACUAUACUAUACUAUACUAUACUAUACUAUACUAUAAUAUACUGUACUGUACUAUUCUGUACUAUACUAUACUAUACUGUACUGUACUGUACUGUACUGUACUGUACUGUACUAUACUAUACUGUACUAUACUAUACUGUACUGUACUGUACUAUUCUGUACUGUACUAUAAUGUAGUGUACUAUACUAUACUAUACUAUACUGUAGUGUACUGUACUAUACUAUAUGUAUGACAACACCCAGUCUAGGACCUAUGUGUGAGGUAGGGCCCAGUCUUUCCUGGUCAAGAGAUGGUCGGUAAAAACACCCUAGCUACUGUUUGGUUGUGGUGUAGAUGUUUGUGUGAAAGUGAAUAGCUGUCUAUCUUCUCAUGCUGAUUUCUACUUCUGUAUUCAUUUCAGAACCCACACGGAAAAGGAUGGAAAAGUAUUUAUGGACAGACGGUCCAUUCUAGAGUUAGUUCAUUUUAUUUAGUUGUGUGUGGGAGUGGUCUUAAACUGAACCUGAUCCAUUAGAUGUAUUGUAUGUAUUGUAUGUAUUUAUUUACAUCACGUAUUUACAUAUUAAUCAACUUAACCUUGUCAUUGUGGAUUAGUUUAUUGUACCUAGAGUUUAAGCUUACCUAGAGUGUGUACAUACACAACUGAAUAAAUCCUUUUAAAUGCUUGCGCUAUCAUGCAACAUCAUUGGAUCAUGCCGACGUGUCCUGUGGACAGACAGUACAUCCUCUCUAGUGGAAUGUGUAUAAAACAUUAAUUUCAUGUCUAGUGUUUGUUUGUUUGAGCUGUUUGAGAUGAACCCCAUCAGAAUAAUGUACUACUGUAUAUGAUAGAUAGAUGAAUCAUGUGUGUGUUCCUCCACAGUGAGCUGUUUGAGAUCAACCACAUCCGGACCAUCUACCACAUGUUCAUCUCCGUGCUCUUCCUAUUCAUCAUCAGUACACUGACUGUGGACUACAUCGACCAGGGCAGGUGUGUGUGGAAAUAACGUCAUGCUGCUUGCUUAGCGAGUAGCGCUUCCUCCUGAUUCGACUGACGCUGAGGCUUGAACACAGGACCGGUGCUUUGCACACGUGACCGCCCUCCCGAAGCGUUUUAACAGUCACGUCACGCAAAAAGCUAGCUAUUCGGUUGCGCAAUCAGGGACACAUCAGACUAAGGAGUAAGUUUCACACAUCCCCAGGUGUUACAGGUGUUACAGGUGUUAGAGGUGCUACAGGUGUUACAGGUGUUAGAGGUGCUACAGCUGUUACAGGUGUUAGAGGUUCUACAGGUGUUACAGGUGUUAGAGGUGCUACAGGUGUUACAGGUGCUACAGGUGCUACAGGUGCUACAGGUGUUACAGGUGCUACAGGUGUUACAGGUGCUACAGGUGUUACAGGUGCUACAGGUGUUACAGGUGUUACAGGUGUUAAAUGUGUUAGAGGUGCUACAGGUGCUACAGGUGUUACAGGUGAUACAGGUGUUACAGGUGUUACAGGUGUUAGAGGUGCUACAGGUGUUACAGGUGCUACAGGUGUUACAGGUGCUACAGGUGUUACAGGUGCUACAGGUGUUACAGGUGUUACAGGUGUUAGAGGUGCUACAGGUGUUACAGGUGCUACAGGUGCUACAGGUGCUACAGGUGUUACAGGUGUUAGAGGUGCUACAGGUGUUACAGGUGCUACAGGUGCUACAGGUGCUACAGGUGUUACAGGUGUUACAGGUGCUACAGGUGUUACAGGUGCUACAGGUGUUACAGGUGCUACAGGUGUUACAGGUGCUACAGGUGUUACAGGUGUUAAUGUGUUAGAGGUGCUACAGGUGCUACAGGUGUUACAGGUGAUACAGGUGUUACAGGUGUUACAGGUGUUAGAGGUGCUACAGGUGUUACAGGUGCUACAGGUAUUACAGGUGCUACAGGUGUUACAGGUGCUACAGGUGUUACAGGUGUUACAGGUGUUACAGGUGUUACAGGUGUUAGAGGUGCUACAGGUGCUACAGGUGUUACAGGUGCUACAGGUGUUACAGGUGCUACAGGUGUUACAGGUGUUACAGGUGUUAGAGGUGCUACAGGUGCUACAGGUGCCACAGGUGCUACAGGUGGUACAGGUGCUACAGGUGUUACAGGUGCUACAGGUGUUACAGGUGUUACAGGUGUUAAAUGUGUUAGAGGUGCUACAGGUGCUACAGGUGUUACAGGUGUUAGAGGUGCUACAGGUGCUACAGGUGCUACAGGUGCUACAGGUGCUACAGGGGUUACAGGUGUUAGAGGUGCUACAGGUGCUACAGGGGUUACAGGUGCUACAGGUGCUACAGGUGUUAGAGGUGCUACAGGUGCUACAGGUGCUACAGGUGUUACAGGUGCUACAGGUGUUACAGGUAUUACAGGUGUUACAGGUGUUACAGGUGUUAAAGUGGUUAGAGGUGCUACAGGUGCUACAGGUGUUACAGGUGAUACAGGUGUUACAGGUGUUACAGGUGUUAGAGGUGCUACAGGUGUUACAGGUGCUACAGGUAUUACAGGUGCUACAGGUGUUACAGGUGCUACAGGUGUUACAGGUGUUACAGGUGUUACAGGUGUAAGGUGUGUUAGAGGUGCUACAGGUGCUACAGGGUUACAGGUGCUACAGGUGUUACAGGUGUACAGGUGUUACAGGUGUUACAGGGUGUUAGAGGUGCUACAGGUGCUACCAUGUGCCACAGUGUCUACAGGUGGUUACAGGUGCUACAGUGGUUACAGGUGCUACAGGUGUUAAAGUGUUAAGGUGUAGAGGUGCUACAGGUGCUACAGGUGUUACAGGUGUUAGAGGUGCUACAGGUGUUACAGGUGCUACAGGUGCUACAGGUGCUACAGGGGUUACAGGUGUUAGAGGUGCUACAGGUGCUACAGGGGUUACAGGUGCUACAGGUGCUACAGGUGUUAGAGGUGCUACAGGUGCUACAGGUGCUACAUGUGUUACAGGUGUUACAGGUAUUACAGGUGCUACAGGGGUUACAGGUGAUACAGGUGUUAGAGGUGCUACAGGUGCUACAGGUGUUACAGGUGCUACAGGUGUUACAGGUGCUACAGGUGUUACAGGUGCUACAGGUGUUAGAGGUGCUACAGGUGCUACAGGGGUUACAGGUGUUAGAGGUGCUACAGGUGUUACAGGUGUUACAGGUGUUAGAGGUGCUACAGGUGUUACAGGUGCUACAGGUGUUACAGGUGUUACAGGUGGUACAGGUGGUACAGGUGCUACAGGUGUUAGAGGUGCUACAGGUGUUAGAGGUGCUACAGGUGUUACAGGUGCUACAGGUGUUACAGGUGUUACAGGUGGUACAGGUGUUACAGGUGCUACAGGUGUUAGAGGUGCUACAGGUGUUACAGGUGCUACAGGUGUUACAGGUGUUACAGGUGGUACAGGUGUUACAGGUGCUACAGGUGUUAGAGGUGCUACAGGUGUUACAGGUGCUACAGGUGUUACAGGUGUUACAAGUGUUACAGGUGCUACAGGUGUUACAGGUGUUACAGGUGUUACAGGUGCUACAGGUGCUACAGGUGUUACAGGUGUUACAGGUGUUACAGGUGUUACUUGUGUUACAGGUGUUACAGGUGUUAAAUGUGUUAGAGGUGCUACAGGUGUUACAGGUGUUACAGGUGUUACAGGUGCUACAGAUUAGAGCCAAGUCCCUGGGUAUGGAUUAGAGCCAAGGGCCUGGGUACAGAUUAGAGCCAAGUCCCUGGGUACAGAUUAGAGCCAAGUCCCUGGGUACGGAUUAGAGCCAAGUCCCUGGGUAUGGAUUAGAGCCAAGGGCCUGGGUACAGAUUAGAGCCAAGUCCCUGGGUACGGAUUAGAGCCAAGGGCCUGGGUACGGAUUAGAGCCAAAGGCGUCCGCAUACAUAGGUUCGGUUUGCUCCUAGCAGAACUCGGCUAUGCGAAGCAACCAUCUGUGAUCGCAUACUCCCUAAAGACCUUCGCUUGAAAAACAGCAAUAUUACUGUUGUUUGUCCCUCUUGAGCCACUGUAGCAACAACAUAGCCAGAAACACUUCCUCAAAAUAGUCCAAAUUAAUCUAAGGUAAAUCAAGAAAUCUGUCAAUAGUUCUUAAAUUUUUUUGCCGAGGAGGUCUUAGUCUUGCAAUUUUACAUUUAGCUAAUAUGUUUGCUGCAGUAUUUCUCAAGUAAGAAAAUGUGCAUAAAAAAAUCAAACUUGGCAUCUCUCGUGGAAUGACAAAAAACACUUAAUGUUCCCACUCCUACUAGGAGUAGUACUGUUGACCAAUCACUGACAAACGGGCGUAGACUUCGACUACCGAACUUCGACUUGCCUCAAGAAAAAAAAAAUUGUGCACAAACAGCCGGAAAAAAACCUGCCAAAGACCAAAACUAACAAAAAAACGUCACUACAUUGUGUCUUGAUAUAUGCGCAAACUGUUUCAACUGGGAAGCAUAUGGUAAGCUUAAGAGUUUACUCAGGUUUUUGAAGCAUCCAUUCUAUUAUAUUUGCAUAUAUUCUAUUCAAUUCUAUCCCCAGGCUGGUGCUGGAGUUUGACCUGUUGUCCUAUGCUUUUGGGAAGCUACAUACUGUAGCUUGGUCCUGGCUGUUGAUGUUCAGCUACACGUUGGCCGUGCCCUACUAUGCCCUGGCUCUCUGGGGGGCUCUCUACCACCGCAGCCCACUACAGGUGGUACUGUCGGUGGGCGCUGGGCUGGUGCUCUCCGCCAUGCAGACCGCUGUACUGGGGGUAUUCCCUAUAUACGUGGUCUUUAACUACCAGCUGCCUCCAGCCUCACGAUUCAUCAUCAUACUAGAACAGGUAUGGAUCAUAUUUUGUUUUAUUGUAUAGUAAAGUCACCAGUAUGAAAUACAGAAUUACUAGAAGAGGUAUGGAUGGAUCUGUGUACCUACAGUGGUGUGUGGUGGAGAUCUGUCUGAUAGUGGUGUGUGGUGGAGAUCUGUCUGAUAGUGGUGUGUGGUGGAGAUCUGUCUGAUAGUGGUGUGUGGUGGAGAUCUGUCUGAUAGUGGUGUGUGGUGGGGAUCUGUCUGACAGUGGUGUGUGGUGGAGAUCUGUCUGAUAGUGGUGUGUGGUGGAGAUCUGUCUGAUAGUGGUGUGUUGUGGAGAUCUGUCUGAUAGUGGUGUGUGGUGGAGAUCUGUCUGAUAGUGGUGUGUGGUGGAGAUCUGUCUGAUAGUGGUGUGUGGUGGGGAUCUGUCUGACAGUGGUGUGUGGUGGAGAUCUGUCUGAUAGUGGUGUGUGGUGGGGAUCUGUCUGAUAGUGGUGUGUGGUGGAGAUCUGUCUGAUAGUGGAAAGUUGAGUAAAUAAGUAAAGACAAUGAUGAAUAUAGACACGAGGAAACAACUUAAAACAAGUAACAACAAUAUCUCAUAUUAUAUGAGUAAAAGUAGGGAACUGGCACAUGCUUUUUGAGGCACUGCUGCUUGAUGUGGCAGUGUUUGUAUUUAUCUGGAAUGGACACGUCCCAUCGCUGCUUGAUGUGGCAGUGUUUUGUAUUUCUCUGGAUUGGACACGUCCCAUCGCUGCUUGAUGUGGCAGUGUUUGUAUUUAUCUGGAUUGGACACGUCCCAUCGCUGCUUGAUGUGGCAGUGUUUGUAUUUAUCUGGACUGGACACGUCCCAUCGCUGCUUGAUGUGGCACUGUUUGUAUUUCUCUGGAUUGGACACGUCCCAUCGCUGCUUGAUGUGGCAGUGUUUAUAUUUCUCUGGAUUGGACACGUCCCAUCGCUGCUUGAUGUGGCAGUGUUUGUAUUUAUCUGGAUUGGACACGUCCCAUCGCUGCUUGAUGUGGCAGUGUUUAUAUUUCUCUGGAUUGGACACGUCCCAUCGCUGCUUGAUGUGGCAGUGUUUAUAUUUCUCUGGAUUGGACACGUCCCAUCGCUGCUUGAUGUGGCAGUGUUUGUAUUUCUCUGGAUUGGACACGUCCCAUCGCUGCUUGAUGUGGCAGUGUUUGUAUUUCUCUGGAUUGGACACGUCCCAUCGCUGCUUGAUGUGGCAGUGUUUGUAUUUAUCUGGACUGGACACGUCCCAUCGCUGCUUGAUGUGGCAGUGUUUAUAUUUCUCUGGAUUGGACACGUCCCAUCGCUGCUUGAUGUGGCAGUGUUUAUAUUUCUCUGGAUUGGACACGUCCCAUCGCUGCUUGAUGUGGCAGUGUUUAUAUUUCUCUGGAUUGGACACGUCCCAUCGCUGCUUGAUGUGGCAGUGUUUGUAUUUCUCUGGACUGGACACGUCCCAUCGCUGCUUGAUGUGGCAGUGUUUAUAUUUCUCUGGAUUGGACACGUCCCAUCGCUGCUUGAUGUGGCAGUGUUUAUAUUUCUCUGGAUUGGACACGUCCCAUCGCUGCUUGAUGUGGCAGUGUUUAUAUUUCUCUGGAUUGGACACGUCCCAUCGCUGCUUGAUGUGCCAGUGUUUAUAUUUCUCUGGAUUGGACACGUCCCAUCGCUGCUCUGCUCCUCUUAUCUCCACACUGACACUGUCAAUAAAAAAAAGGUUGCUUAAUAAUUCAGCUGGAUGACUAGCUUGGUAAUUUGUUAUCUUUUUUUAUAGAGCACUUUAUAGAAUUGGCAGGAGAAUAUAUGAGACUUUGGAUGCAGCAACCAGACCUGGGUUCAAAUACUAUUUUAAAUCAUUUCAAAGACUUUAGCUGAACUGGAUUGAGCUUAAGUGGUGCAAAGGAACCAAUAGAAUAGUUAAAAAAGAGCAAACCUUGCCCAUCUGGCACUCCAGGCAGACUAAAGCAAAGGAAGUAUUUGAAAGAUUUCAAAAACUAUUUGAACCCAGGUGUGGCAGUAACUCUCUCAAGGACAAUUCUCUUCCAAUUGCUUGAUUUCUCUAAGGGUGUGGAGGUUAAUGUGACAAGUUACAGUUAUUCAUUGGUCAUAAUGUCCUUGAUUAGUUUUAUUGCCAUAGUUGGCUCCGUUUUCCUUUUAUAAUGUUUACAUGUUGUCUCUCUCCCCUGUUCAGAUCCGUUUCCUGAUGAAAAGCUACUCUUUCAUCCGAGAGAACGUCCCAGUCGUCCUAAAACACAAGACAAAGGAAGGUAAUGUAGUGUAAUAUAAUAUAAUUUAGGUAAUGACACAGAAACUACCACCCAAUGACGAUUUAAUUUCUAUUUGAGUCAUUCAGUGCAUUCAACUGACCAUGAUGAGUUAAAUUGUCAUUAUAGUGUCAGUGACACUGUACAGUCAUCAUGUACCAAUACCUCAAGACCUUGUCUGAAGCGUUUAUUGAGGUGACAUAUAGAACCUCAGAACCUUGUCUAAAGUUAUGUUUAUAGAGGUGACAUAUAGAACCUCAGAACCUUGUCUAAAGUGUUUAUAGAGGUGACAUAUAGAACCUCAGAACCUUGUCUAAGGUUAUGUUUAUAGAGGUGACAUAUAGAACCUCAGAACCUUGUCUAAAGUUAUGUUUAUAGAGGUGACAUAUAGAACCUCAGAACCUUGUCUAAAGUUAUGUUUAUAGAGGUGACAUAUACAGUACUAGUAAAAAGUUCGGACACACCUAUUCAUUCAAGGGUUUUUCUUUAUUUUUUUUACAAUUUUCUACCUUGUAGAAUAAUAGUGAAAACAUCAAAACUCAUAUGGAAUCAUGUAGUAACCAAAAAAGUGUUAAAAACAUCAAAAUAUAUUUUAGAUUUUUCAAAGUAGCCACCCUUUGCCUUGAUGACAGCUUUGCACACUCUUGGCAUUAUCUCAACCAGCUUCACCUGGAAUGCUUUUCCAACAGUCUUGAAGGUGUUCCCACAUAUGCUGAGCACUUGCUGGCUGCUUUUCCUUCACUGUGCGGUCCAACUCAUCCCAAACCAUCUCAAUUGGGUUGAGGUCGGGUGAUUGUGGAGGCCAGGUCAUCUGAUGCAGCACUCCAUCACUCUCCUUCUUGGUAAAAUAUCCCUUACACACCCUGGAGGUGUGUUGGGUCAUUGUCCUAUUGAAAAACAAAUGAUAGUCCCACUAAGCCCAAACCAGAUGGGAUGGCAUAUCACUGCAGAAUGCUGUGGUAGCCGUGCUGGUUAAGUGUGCCUUGAAUUCUAAAUAAAUCACAGACAGUGUCACCAGCAAAGCACCCCCACACCAUCACACCUCCUCCUCCAUGCUUCACGGUGGGAACUACACAUGCGUAGAUCCUCCGUUCACCGACACUGCGUCUCAUAAAGACACGGCGAUUGGAACCAAAAAUCUCCAAUCUGGACUCCAGACCAAAGGACAGAUUUCCACCGGUCUAAUGUCCAUUUCUCGUGUUUCUUGGCCCAAGCAAGUCUCUUCUUAUUAUUGGUGUCCUUUAGUAGUGGUUUCUUUGCAGCAAUUUGACCAUGAAGGCCUGAUUCACUCAGUCUCAUCUGAACAGUUGAUGUUGAGAUGUGUCUGUUACUUGAACUCUGUGAAGCAUUUAUUUGGGCUGCAAUUUAUGAGGCUGGUAACUCUAAUGAACUUAUCCUUUGCAGCAGAGGUAACUCUGGGUCUUCCUUUCCUGUGCCAGUUUCAUCAUAGCGCUUGAUGAUUUUUGUGACUGCACUUGAAGAAACUUUCAAAGUUCUUGAAAUGUUCCGUAUUGACUGACCUUCAUGUCUUAAAGUAAUGAUGGACUGUCAUUUCUCUUUGCUUAUUUGAGCUGUUCUUGCCAUAAUAUGGACUUGGUCUUUUACCAAAUAGGGCUAUCUUACCACCCCUACCUUGUCACAACACAACUGAUUGGCUCAAAUGCAUUAAUAAGGAAAGGAAUUCCACAAAUGAACUUUUAACAAGGCACACCUGUUAAUUGAAAUGCAUUCCAGGUGACUACCUCAUGAAGCUGGUUGAGAGAAUGCCAAGCGUGUGCAAAGCUGUCAUCAAGGCAAAGGGUGGCUAGUUAAAGAAUCUCAAAUAUAGAAUAUAUUUUGAUUUGUUUAACACUUUUUUGGUUACUACAUGAUUCCAUAUGUGUUUGAUGUCUUCACUACUAUUCUACAAUGUAGAAAAUAGUAAAAAUUAAGAAAAACCAUUGAAUGAGUAGGUGUAUCCAAACCUUUGACUGGAACCGUACAGUAGAACCUUAGGGCCAGGAUUAUUUCCUGACCAUGUGGCCUGACCAAGAUAAACUAGGCCCUAUAUUGAUAUGACAUCACUGAUAUUUGACAUCACCUCAAUAGACAAUACUGCUUGACUAAUGACAUCAUUGUGUUUCUCAGGAGAGGGUCCCAGGUUCCCAACGUUCUCCAGCUACCUCUAUUUCCUUUUCGCUCCCACCCUCAUCUAUAGAGAGUCUUACCCCAGAAACCCACACAUUAGAUGGAACUAUGUUGGCAUAACCUUCGCUAAGGUACGCUAUUUUUCUACUUUUAAUCUUAAUGAUAGAUUGUCUGCAUUAUUAACCAAAUAGCGCUGCAGAUAUACACUUCCUGUUUUAGGCUAUUUUAAAAUAAUCAGUGAACAUAUUCACCCUAAUAAUAAAUAGUUGAUUGGAUUUUAUACUGUACAGUGUUUUAUCCAGAGCCCAAAUUGCUUUAUAUAUUAAGGGAGAGACUCCACUUAUAUGCCCUCUGUUGGUAGAGGUGUUGAAUGCAGCCUGUGGCUCAGUAUUGUUCCAGGAGCAGGUCAUUGACCUACCAGUAGAGUUCAGGUCUCCAAGGUAUGCUAUAGUUUAACUGUUAUCUUUCAUCUCAUCAGUAUGUACAGUAUGUUAUUGUGUAUACUGUGUCCCAUUUAUUGUCUUUAUGAUUCUGAACUCUGGACAGAUUCCUCUGCCAUGGUUAGCCAUGGGAAUUGGCAAGACCGCACAAAACAGAUCUGGUACCAGGCUUGCCAUGGCUGACUUUUCCAUUUACCCUCAACCUGUAUCCCUCCCGUCCUUCACACAGAUUCUGGGCUCGCUGUUCUAUGGUUACUUUAUCCUGGUGAGACUGUGCAUCCCUGUCUUCAUGAAUGACAGCAACACGCCUUUCAGCACCAGAACACUGGUCCUAGCCCUUUUCCAUGCUACACUUCCAGGUAAUUCAUCAGUCAAAUGUAUAUAUAAAGCCACAUCAGCAGUAGAAUGUAUUCUAACUGGGAGGUGUGAACUGUAGUGCCCUUAUGGUAUUUGCACUUUUUUACCUUUAUUUAAGGAGGAAAGACCUCAUCCAAUGUGAACGAAUCAGGUUGUAGACCCAGAAUGUACUAGACAGAAGGCUUACUGACACAGUUCUAGUUUGUUAGGUUAGAGGUUGAAGGUCAAAGUUUGUUUUUCCAGGUCAAACCUAAAUGUAUUUGUCACAUGCUUCGUGAACAACAGGUCUAGACUAACGGUGAAAUAUUUACCGACAAUGCAGAGAGAAAGAACAUAGAUAAAUAAUAGAAAGGUUAAACACUUAAUAAUAAAAGUGAUAAUAGAUACACAGUGAGUAACGAUAACUUGGCUAUAUACACGGGGUACCAGUACCGAGUCCAUGUGCAGGGGUACGAGGUCAUUGAGGUAGAUAUGUACAUAUAACUAGGAAUAUAGUGACAGAUAGUAAACAGCAGCAGCAGAGUAUAUGAUGAGUCAAAAUAAUUAGUGCAAAAAGGGUCAAUGCAGAUAGUUAAAUAGUUAACCAAAUAGCUAGCCUAACUACAUUUUACAUUUUAGUCAUUUAGCAGAAGCUCUUAUCCAGAGCGACUUACAGUUAGUGAGUGCAUACAUUUUCAUACUGGCCUCCCGUGGGAAUCGAACCCACAACCCUGGCGUUGCAAGCGUCAUGCUCUACCAACUGAGCAACACGGGGGGAACUAUUUAGCAGUCUUAUGGCUUGGGGGUAGAAGCUGUUCAGGGUCCUGUUGCUUCCAGACUUGGUGCAUCGGUACCACUUGCCGUGCAGUAGCAGAGAGAACCGUCUAUGACUUGGGUUACUGGAGUCUUUGACAACUUUUAGGGCCUUCUUCUGACACCGCCUGGUAUAGAGGUCCUGGAUGGCAGGGAGCUCGUCCCCAGUGAUGUACUGGGCCGUACGCAUUACCCUCUGUAGCACCUUGUGGUCGGAUGCCAAGCAGUUGCCAUACCAAGCGGUGAUGCAACCAGUCAAGAUGCUCUCAAUGGUGCAGCUGUAGAACUUUUUGAGGAUCUGAGGUCCCAUGCCAAAUCUUUUCAGCCUCCUGAGGUGGAAGAGGCGUUAUCGUGCCCGGACCUUAGUGAUGUGGACCCAGAGGAACUUGAAUCUCUCGACCCGCUCCACUACAACCCCGUCGAUGUGAAUGGGGCCGUGCUCGGCCCUCUGUUUCCUGUUGUCCAUGAUCAGCUCCUUUGUCUUGCUGACGUUGAGGGAGAGGUUGUUUUCAUGGCACCACACUGCCAGGUCUCUGAUCUCCUCCUUAUAGGCUGUCUCAUUGUCGUUGGUGAUCAGGCCUACCGCUGUCAUGUCGUUGGCAAACGUAAUGAUGGUGUUGGAGUCGUGCCUGGCCAAGCAGUUGUGGGUGAACAGGGAGUACAGGAGGGGACUAAGCACACACCCCUGAGGGGCCCCCGUGUUGAGGGUCAGCGAGGCGGAUGUGUUGUUGCCUACCCUCGCCACCUGGGGGCGGCCCAUCAGGAAGUCCAGGAUCCAGUUGCAGAAGGAGGUGUUCAGUCCCAGGGUCCUUAGCGUAGUAAUAAGCUUUGUGGGCACUAUGGUGUUGAACGCUGAGCUUUAGUCAAUGAACAGCAUUCUCACAUAGGUGUUUCUCUUGUCCAGGUGGGACAGGGCAGUGUGGAGUGCAAUUGGUAUUGCGUCAUCUGUGGAUCCAGUGUUUGGGAUGAUGGUGUUGAUGUGAGCCAUAACCAGCCUUUCAAAGUAUUUAAUGGCUACAGAUGUGAGUGGUAUGAGGCGAUAGUCAUUUAGACAGGUUACCUUGGUGUUCAUGGGCAGAGGGACUAUGGUGGUCUGCUUGAAACAUCUAGGUAUUGCAGACUGGGUCAGGGAGAGGUUGAAAAUGUCAGUGCAUGCUCUGAGUACGCGUCCUGGUAAUCCGUCUGGCCCUGCGGCCUUGUGAAUGUUAACCUGUUUAAAGGUCUUACUCACAUCGGCUACGGAGAGCGUGAACAGCUGGUGCUCUCAUGCAUGGUUCAGUGUUGCUUGCCUCGACGCUAGCAUAGAAGGCAUUUCGUUUGUCUGGUAGACUUGCAUCACUGGGCAGCUCGCGGCUGGGUUUCCCUUUGUAAUCCAUUAUAGUUUGCAAGCCCUGCCACAUCCGACGAGUGUCAUAGCCGGUGUAGUAAGAUUCGAUAUUAGUCCUGUAUUGACACUUUGCCUGUUUGAUGGUCGUCAGAGGGCGCAGCAGGAUUUCUUAUAAGCGUCCAGAUUAGUUUCCCGCUCCUUGAAAGUGGCAGCUCUAGCCUUUAGCUCAGUGCGGAUGUUGCCUGUAAUCCAUGGCUUCUGGUCGGGACAUGUACGUACGGGUCACUGUCGGGAUGAUGCUGUCGAUGCACUUAUUAACGAAGUCGGUGACUGAUGAGGUAAACUCCUCAAUGCCAUCGGAUGAAUCCCAGAACAUAUUCCAGUCUGUGCUAGCAAAACAGUCCUGUAGCUUACCAUCCGCUUCAUCAGACCACUUCCGUAUUGAGCGCGUCACUGGUACUUCCUGUUUGAGUUUUUGCUUGUAAGCAGGAAUCAGGAGGAUAGAAGUAUGGUCAGAUUUGCAAAAUGGAGGGCGAGGGAGAGCUUUCUAUGUGUUUCUGUGUGUGGAGUAAAGAUGAUCUAUAGUUUUUUCGCCUCUAGUUGCACAGGGGGACAUGCUAGUAGAAAUUAGGUAAAAGGGAUUUCAGUAUUUCUGCAUUAAAAUCACUGGCAACUAGGAUCGCCACUUCUGGAUGAACAUUUUCUUGUUUGCUUAUGGCCAUAUAUAGCUCGUUGAUUGUGGUCUUAGUGCCAGCAUCGGUCUGCGGUGGCAAAUAGACAGCUACAAAAACGAUAGAUUAAAACUCUCUUGGUAGAUAGUAUGGUCUACAGCUUAUCAUGAGGUAUUCUAACUCAGGCGAGCAGAACCUUGGAUAUUCGAGAUCGAGCAUCAGCUGUUGUUAACAAAGAGACACACACCUCCCCCCUUGAGUUUACCCGACGCUGCCGUUCUGUCCUGCCGAUGCAUAGAAAAACCAGCUAGAUGUAAAUUAUCCAUGUCCUUGUUCAGCCACGACUCAGAGAAACAUAGGAUAUUACAGUUAUUCAGGUCCCGUUGAUAGGAUAGUCUCGAAUGAAGCUCGUCCAGUUUUUUUCUCCAGUGAUUGUACUUUCGCCAGUAGAAUGGAGGCUAGAGGCGGUUGUACUUGCCAACGUAGUUUCGUCAGGGUCUUCUAUUACACCGCCUUUUUCUUUUUAGAGUCUCUGGGAUUAGGGCCUGGUCCGGGGUGAGUCUCUAGGGAUUAGGGCCUGGUCCGGGGUGAGUCUCUGGGAUUAGGGCCUGGUCCGGGGUGAGUCUCUGGGAUUAGGGCCUGGUCCGGGGUGAGUCUCUGGGAUUAGGGCCUGGUCCGGGGUGAGUCUCUGGGAUUAGGGCCUGGUCCGGGGUGAGUCUCUGGGAUUAGGGCCUGGUCCGGGGUGAGUCUCUGGGAUUAGGGCCUGGUCCGGGGUGAGUCUCUGGGAUUAGGGCCUGGUCCGGGGUGAGUCUCUGGGAUUAGGGCCUGGUCCGGGGUGAGUCUCUGGGAUUAGGGCCUGGUCCGGUGUGAGCAGUAUGUCCUGCGCCUCCGACUCGUUGAAGUAGACAUUUUCAUCCUAAUCUCCCCAUCCUCCCUCUCCCCCAUCCUCCCUCUCCCCCUUCUCCUCCCUCUCUCCCCCCUCCUCUCCCCCACUGUUCUGAUGUCCAGAAGCUCUUUUCGGUAAUAGGAUCAUCAGCGCAAAAAAACCACACAAAAUAGCAGAAUUGUUCAGGAGCCCGUAAAACGGCUGCUAUACAUUGAUCAUAUAGAUCUACAGGUGAUCCAUUUACUAUGAAUGACAGGGAGGGUGUCUCCCAGAGAGAUAAAACACUGUUCUAUAUCUAUGAUGUCUCCAGUCUAUUCCCUAAUAUGUGAUAGGAACUAGCAUUACAAUGAGAUAACAGCACAAUGCAAAUAGCAUUAAUACAACCUCUGAGUUUAUGGUUGUGUUGUGACCUGAUGUGUCAGUAGGUUGUCGUGUUUCUUACUGUGAGGUAAGUAGACAAGUCAGAUAAAUUGUUGGGUUACUUGAGUGCGUUCUGAUAGGGGGUGGUAAAUCUCUUUCUCUCUCUCCCCCUCCUCUCCCCAUCCUCCAUCUCCCCUUUCUUCUCCCUCUCUCCCCCCUCUCCUCCCAGGUAUGUUGAUGCUACUGCUGGCGUUCUAUGCCUUCCUCCACUGCUGGCUAAACGCCUUCGCUGAGAUGCUACGCUUUGCAGACAGGAUGUUCUAUAAGGUAUAACUUAUUGUUUUCACACACUCUCACACACACACACACACACACAUACACACAAACACAAACACACACACAGGAACACACACACACACAUAGUCUACAUGUAAUACCUCUGUAAGACACUGUUUAUUGGUUAUAAUCAGACCAAUCGCGUAGAAAAAAGGUGUUUAAAAUGGCGUAGAACCAAAUCAAAAAAAAUGUUCAUUAAUUUGUUCUGCAGGACUGGUGGAACUCGACGUCGUUUGCCAAUUACUACAGGACCUGGAACGUGGUGGUUCAUGACUGGCUUUACUACUACGGAUACAGAGAUUUUCUCUGGGUAACUAUCUCCCUAAAUCUCUCCCUAAACAUAGCCCCAAAUCUCAUACAGACCCACUGUAGCCAAGUUCCUGGGUUAGCGUCAAAAACAGAAUAUUCAAGAGAUAAAAAAAAUCCAGAGAUGAAAUGGGAUUGACCGUCCACAACCCUGUUAAACCCUGCUUGUAAAAAAGAGCUGACCUACUCUAACACUUAAAAGGCUUAAAAAAAAACGAGAACUGUGAUGAAAAGGUUCAAAAUGACUUAAAACUGCAGAGCAAAUAAAGCCAUUGGCAGUAUAAACAUCACCUUGCUUGGAGAACUCCCCAGAUACAGUUGACACACAUGUUAAAAAAGUCCCUUCAAUUAGGUAAAAGCAUGUGCAACUGUGUCAAAAUGAACAACCAAUGAGCAAUGGUGGAAAAAGUACCCAAUUGUCAUACUUGAGUAAAAGUAAAGAUACCUUAAUAGAAAAUGACUCACGCAAAAGUGAAAGUCACCCAAUAAAAUACUGCUUGAGUAAAAGUCUAAAAGUAUUUGGUUUUAAAUAUACUUAAGUGUCAAAAGUAAAUGUAAUUGCAAAAAUAUACAUUAGUAUCAAAAGUAAAAGUAUAUAAAUAAUUUCAAAUUGCUUAUAUUAAGCAAACCAGACGGCACAAUUUUCUUGUUUUUGUUAAUUUACGGAUAGCCAGGGGCACACUCCAAAACUCAGACAUCAUUUAUAAACUAUGCAUUUGUGUUUAGUGAGUCCACCAGAUCAGAGGCAGUAGGGAUGACCAGGGAUGUUCUCUUGAUAAGUGCAUGAAUUUGACAAUUUUCCUGUCCUGCUAAGCAUUCAAAAUGUAAUGAGUACUUUUGGGUGUCAGGGAAAAUGUAUGGAGUGAAAAGUACAUUAUUUUCUUUAGGAAUGUAGUGAAUCAAAAGUAAAAGUUGUAAAAAAUUUAAAUAGUAAAGUAAAGUACACCCCAAAAAACUACUUAAGUAGUACUUUAAAGUAUUUUUACUUAAGUACUUUACAAGACUCCCAAUGAGAACACAGUAGCAAUUACAAGACAAUUAGCAGUUGGGUGUGUGCAAUUGGAAAUUAGCGCAGGCACAGAUGAUCCACUUUACGUAUUGACCAGAUACUCUAGUGGCCGCUCUAAAAAAUGAAAAUAAAUGUUUUAAAAAAUGGAAGGCAGUCGGGAGAAGGCAAGAUCAGGUGGGACCAUUCUGGCCAAUGAGAGGGCAGAUACGUGUGUAAACGUAUCUCUCACGUCACCCCACUCCUCCGUACACUCCACUGGCUUCCAGUUGAAGCUCGCAUCUGCUACAAGACCAUGGUGCUUGCCUACGGAGCUGUGAGGGGAACGGCACCUCCUUACCUUCAGGCUCUGAUCAGUCCCUACACCCAAACAAGGGCAUUGCGUUCUUCCACCUCUGGCCUGCUGGUCCCCCUACCUCUGCGGAAGCACAGUUCCCGCUCAGCCCAAUCAAAACUGUUCGCUGCUCUGGCACCCCAAUGGUGAAACAAGCUCCCUCACGACGCCAGGACAGCGGAGUCACUGACCACCUUCCGGAGACACUUGAAACCCUACCUCUUUAAGGAAUACCUGGGAUAGUAUAAAAGUAAUCCUUCUACCCCCCACCCCCACCCCCACAAAAAAUACAAAAAUAAAUAAGGUUUUAAUUAAGGAUAGGGUUAGACAUAAGGUUAGCAGUGUGGUUAAGGUUAGGAUUAGGCAUAAGGUUAGCAGUGUGGUUAAGGUUAGGUUUAAAAUCACAUUUUAAGAAGAUACAUUGUAGAAAUAGACGGGGUUUAUGAAUUUGUGGCUGUGGUAACUAGUGGCGAUUAGGCACACCUCCGAUAUAAAGUGUUUUUUCUCAACGUUGCCGGGAUGUCACGUGUCCUACUUUCAUGUAUAUCAGUACACUCGAUUCAACCUAAUCAUUACGAAACUUCUAAAUAAGCCACGUGUAGCAAAUAAGCCAUUAAAUGUUUUGUUAACCAAAUUCGACACUCAUUGACCUCCAUAUAAAAACUCCUCACAAAAAAACACCACCUGCUGGAGAAGUCAGAUGGGCCCAGUUAUCCCUCUUGCUUCACCUCCUCCUCUCUGGCGCAGGCCAUGGAAUCUUUGAAUGGAAUGGCAAAUUAACAGAAAUACAAAGACAUUACGUGACUUGCCUCACAGUUAAAUAAGUUACUUUAAAAUGAGUCUGUACAAGUGAAGGCUUUUUAUAUGGACGGACAAUGUGUCUCAAACGGCACCCUAUUUCCUACAUCCUGCACUACUUUUUAUAAAGGGAAUAUGGUGUGAUUUAGGACACAGGCAGUGUCAUGUUCAUUGUGUACGUCCACUCAUCCCUGUGACCCUGUCUAACCCCUAACCUUUGACCUCUAACCCUCUGACUGUAGCUGUCCAGGAGGAAGUUCCGUACGGCGGCCAUGUUGUCAGUGUUCGCCGUGUCGGCCUUGGUCCAUGAAUAUGUCUUCACCCUGGGCUUCGGAUUCUUCUACCCCGUAAUGUUCUGUCUCUUCGCUUUCUUCGGAGGUGAGCCACACACACACACACACACACACACACACACACAAACACACACGUUCUGCCUCUGCACUGUCAUCAGAAGUGAUCCAGAGCCAUAGACUAUAUGGUCCAGUUUCCCGGACACAGAUUAAGUCUACUCCCUUUAAUAUGCCUUCAAGAAUACCUCUGUGAUUAUACACUGUACCUGCUCAUUAUUUGUUUUGACAACAGAAAAUGGUUUGAGUCUCUCUCUCUCUCUCUCUCUCUCUCUCUCUCUCUCUCUCUCUCUCUCUCUCUCUCUCUCUCUCAGUGGCGUUCAACUUCACUCUGAACGACAAGAGGCAGAGUCCUGUGUGGAACAUCUUGAUGUGGACCUGUCUGUUCAUUGGCCAAGGGGUCAUGGUGUGUCUGUACUGCCAGGAGUGGUACGCCCAGAUACACUGUCCUCGCACUGGGGUAGGUAUCACCCACAGACAAACAUUAUAUACCAUACAUACAUGUUUACAUAUAUUACGCUGGGUUACGUAUCACAGUUAAUUGUGAUCAGUUCCUCUUGCUGCAGGAUUAGAAAACACUGCAGUACCCAGUACAACGUUAUGACAGCACUGCAACACUGCAGUACCCAGUACAACGUUAUGACAGCACUGCAACACUGCAGUACCCAGUACAACGUUAUGACAGCACUGCAACACUGCAGUACCCAGUACAACGUUAUGACAGCACUGCAACACUGCAGUACCCAGUACAACGUUAUGACAGCACUGCAACACUGCAGUACCCAGUACAACGUUAUGACAGCACUGCAACACUGCAGUACCCAGUACAACGUUAUGACAGCACUGCAACACUGCAGUACCCAGUACAACGUUAUGACAGCACUGCAACACUGCAGUACCCAGUACAACGUUAUGACAGCACUGCAACACUGCAGUACCCAGUACAACGUUAUGACAGCACUGCAACACUGCAGUACCCAGUACAACGUUAUGACAGCACUGCAACACUGCAGUACCCAGUACAACGUUAUGACAGCACUGCAACACUGCAGUACCCAGUACAACGUUAUGACAGUGCUGUCAGUCCUCGUAAACCACAUUAAUCUGACUGUGGCACAAAUACACAAAUCUCUGUUUCAGUCUCUCUCUGUUUCAGUCUCUCUCUGUUUCAGUCUCAGUCUCUCUCUGUCCUCAUCACUUUCACACUAGUCUCACAUGCAAGCAAACACCCACACACACACACACACACACACACACACACACACACACACACACACACACACCCAACAGGUCACACGUGUUAGCGUGUGGACAUGGAUUCUUUCGAAAGUCUGAAGAUGGGGUCGUGACAGGGGAUUACCAUCAUUAAUUCACCAGAUGUGGGGUCCUUGGGUUGGUAUGCCAGAUGGUCAGAUACUUCUUACAGCACAGCACUGUACUCCGUUAAGGCUCAGCACCCAACUAAGGCACGCUCCAAAGCCCACUGGGACUUCAUUCGCAGUGUCACACAAUGGUUUACAUACAAAUACAUGAAUAUAAAAAUAGAAACAGAGCUGUAAAAAUAUAUAAAAAAACUGACAAACUGCAGGGAUAUGAAGUUAAUUGUUACACUCGUCUCCCGAGUGGCGCAGUGGUCUAAGGCACUGGCUGUGCCACUAGAGAUCCUGGUUCGAAUCCAGGCUCUGCUGUAGCCGGCCGCAACCGGGAGACCAAUGGGGCGGCGCACAAUUGGCCCAGCGUCGUCCAGGGUAGGUGAGGGAAUGGCCGGCAGGGAGGUAGCUCAGUUGGUAGAGCAUGGUGUUUGCAACGCCAGGGUUGUGGGUUUGAUUCCCACGGGGGGCCAGUAUGAAAAAAUAAAAAAGAAUAAUGUAUGCACUAACUGUAAGUCGCUCUGGAUAAGAGCGUCUGCUAAAUGACGUCAAUGUAAAUGUAAACAACAGGCUGUCGGAGAUUAGAACCCUUUCCUGCAGUCAAAUGACCUCAUGGGUGGAAUGUUAUUCAUAUAUUUUUUCUAAUUUCAGAAUGAAUACACUUUUUUUAAUUUUUUUUACAGCAAAAAAUCUGAUGUUUCUAUGUCAAACGGUUUUGUUAUAAUUCUGUCUUCUGUGAUGUAUGUAAAGUGUAAUAUUGGGAUGCAAACUCAUAAUUGAAUACAUUUCAACUCUAUAUCUGACAUGGUACAGGUGUCUUCUUUUUUUAAAGCCUAUAACCAUGUGUGUGAGGUGUAUACUUUAGUUUCAGAGUAAAUUUGUUAAAGACUACCAAGAAACACUGCAGUAAAUUAAAACCACAAAAACAGUUACAGUGCUUUACAAACAGGUGACAAUGCUUUUCUAAAACGGUGUGUGUAUGUGUGUGAUCUCUCCCAAACAGGCUAGCUUCUGGGAGUUGGUGACACCAAGAUCCUGGUCCUGCAGUAACCAGGAGACGGCAGGAGGCGGCAGGUAGCUUAGUGGUUAAGAGGCGUUGUGCCAGUAACCGAAAGGUCGCUGGUUCUAAUCCCCGAGCCAACUAGGUGAAAAAUCUGUCGAUGUGCCCUUGAGCAAGGCACUUAACCCUAAUUGCUCAUGUAAGUCGCUCUGGAUAAGAGCGUCUGCUAAAUGACUAAAAUGUAAUGUAAAUGUAGCCAGGUCUGAGACCACACCAUGGAACCGACCUGCUUAAUCCAUGGAUUGAGACAUGGGGCUGUGUCUCAAAUAGUAAUCCCAGCUGUUCAACCCUCCACUUUGAACUUGGUGUCAAGGGGGGGGGGGGGUCGUCAAACCCAGCUGUAAACCUUGCCUUUGACCCUUGGCUAAAACAGAGGCCUUUUGAGAGUGUGAUUCGUUGAUAGAAUCCUGGAAGGAAACAAUAUCUAAUGUGGAAUAUAAACAGAAGCUUUAGUAGUAGAAGACGUGUGUGUACUGUGUGGAUGGAACAUGUUAUGUAUGGAUUGUGUAUCUAUGGAUGUGUUUAACUAUACUUGUGGGGACCAGAAGUCCCCACAAGAAUAGUAAACAAACAAACAUUUGACCAAAUGGGGACAUUUUUUGUUGGUCCCCACAAGGUCAAAUGCUAUUUCUAAGGGGGUUUAUGGUUAAGGUUAGAAUUAGUGUUAGGGUUAGAAUGAGGUUAAGGUUAGGGUUAGGAGCUAGGGUUAGUUUUAGGGUUAGGAGCUAGGGUUAGGUUUAGGGUAAGAGUUAAGGUUCGGUUUUCGGGUUAAGGUUAGGGUAAGGGUUAGGGAAAAUAGGAUUUUGAAUGGGACUGAAUUGUGUCCCCCCACAAGGUCAGUUAUACAAGACUGUGUGAACUGAAAUGGCAUGGGCAGCAUUCUGUAUUAUCUAGGUGUCAAGACUUCCAAGCCAAGGGACGCAAUUUUUAACAAAUUGUAAUGUUCUAUUGUUUAAAUUCGGACAUUCUCCACUGAGUUUUAUUGUUUUGUAAAUUCAAGAUAAUUUGUCAAUUGUGAAGACAUUUGUAAAUUAAUGCAAAACAAAAUCAUAUCACAUUUGCAAGUAUGCUUCAAAUGUUUGAUUUUCUUUAUUACGAUACUGUAUUAACACUUUUUUUGUUUUUACACUUUCUAAAGAUGUCUCAAUAAAAUAUGGUUAUAGAUAUGAAGCAAGAAUACCAUUUCACUGCAGAGAAACUCUAAUCUGCACUAACAAUGACAGGAACCAAGGGAAACAAGGACUACAGUGGUGAUAUGGGGAUUUAUUGACCUAACUGGUGAAACAUCUACUCCACAUCACUGUCCUCAUCUCCUCCACCUAGGAAUAUCUGAUCCAGCACUCCAGUCAUCCUAUGAUAGAGCAACAUGUACUGUAUUUAUUUACCCUACGUGCCCUGGUGUUGUUUAGUACUGGGCUAGAAUAACAGCCGCCCUAAACCCAAUGAAGCAGUCCCCAGGGCCAGGGGUGAAGAGCAUUGUCUGCAAUUUUGGACGUUGUGGCAUGGCAGCAUGCCAUGCAGUGUGUUUCCCAAAGAAAGACACCUCUAUAUAUAGUAAUUCUGGUUCAAAUCCGUGGCACAAAACAGUCCACCAUCUUACCUAGCGUGCAGGGUGCGCAUUGCGUUGACCGUUCCUCGGUUGACGUCCAUCUCCAGCAGGCGUGGGAUACAGCAGACGUUAGAGGGUCCGGCUGGGAUCUUCCUGGCCAGCCACAUGCAGUGCAUAGUCUUGUCUGCCUGCCACAGAGUCUUGUCUGCCUGCCACAGAGUCUUCAUAUUGCCCUGUUCUUUUUCCCUGUGACGCACACACACACACACACACACACACACACACAGAGAGACAGGAAGCAGAGGAUUACAUGGUGCUCUGUGUGGAAUGUUCUGCUGACAGUGUUAGCAGCAGAUGUGGUUGGGGGAUACAGGGCUAGGUGAGUUAGGAGAUGAUGUGGUUGGGGGAUACAGGGCUAGGUGUUUUAGGAGAUGAUGCAGGUGGUUGUCUUGGCACAUGAUUGAGAAAGUUAACUCUUAGUUUCUGCCUCAUGAUGUAACUGAUAUUGGGAGAAAUUAUUAUUGGAGGAUUCUAUCUAGAGAUUGAAAACUUUGAAGACGUGCAAUAAUUACUCUUAGUUUAGAAAAGUUCAAUUUACUUCAAGAUAAACCAAAAAGUAAACACAAGCACUGAGCUAAAUUAUGUGAUGUGGUGUGUUUGCGUGUAACCUACCUGUGGACACUGCUCCAUGGGUAUGGCUCAGGUAAAGGUGGGGGUAAGUGUACCAGGGAAGAUGGGGGAUGGUGUACCAAUGAUGACGGGUGUAGGUGUGCAGGCGAAGCUAGGUGUGUAGGUGGGUAUAGGUGUGUGGAUGGCGGGGCUUGGAGUGAAUAUGGGGCUAGACGUGCCAGUGACAGGGAUGACGGAAGAUUGGGGCUGGGACCGGGCCUCAGAGACCACUGUAGUUUCGUAGGCACCACCGUCAUGAUGGGAUGGGGCAGCUCCUGGCUGGUGUUGCAUGGGACCGGAGUGGCCAAAUGCAAGUUGUAG